Messenger RNA from Soboliphyme baturini, 309 nucleotides. Lineage: Eukaryota; Metazoa; Nematoda; Enoplea; Dioctophymatida; Soboliphymatidae. The record is from the annotation of a GenBank genome assembly.
AUGGCAGUUGCAUAUUAUCUGGCUCUGUUAACGUUCUUUCAGAAAAAAGAAAACCACCUGCUAUGCAGGCAGAAGAAAAGUCAGAUCGACUACUUCCUGCUCCUAAGGAACGAACUGAAGAACUUGAGAGAUUGCAAGACCUCUCUCGGAACAGCCCAUUCAAAUGGUGGGCGCGAUGACAGGCCCGUAGAUGCAACGGUGGAACUCGAAGGGAAGCUGAAAGCGUUCAAAAUGGAGGUUACGAGAAAAACGACGAAAUACGACUGGAAUAAGGAAGUGGACGAUGUAUGGGAGCGGAUGGCCACGUAA